AUGAAAUGCAAGUCUCCACCCACACUCCAGGAGCUGGCAGAAAAUGGCCUCCUGAAGAACCAGGCGUUGGCUAUCUCUGCUUUGGACGACAUUCCCUCACUUCUCAUCCCAUCACUGUUCAGAAAGGCCUGCCAAAGGGGUUACUUCACGCUCAUGAAGGCGAUGGUGCGGGCCUGGCCCUUUCCCUGCCUCCCACUGGGGGCCAUGAGCAGGAGGAAGAGGGCCUACAGGAGAAUCUUAGAGGUUAUCCUGUGUGGGCUUGAUGCCCUUCUUUUCCAGAAGGUUCCCCACACGAGGUGCAAACUGAAAGUGCUGGAUUUACGGGUGAUGCCUCUGAAGUUGUGGAACAGGCUGCCUGUGUUCAGGGCUGGGAGUGAGAGCCAAGAGGUGGCAGGCCAGUCAGGAACGGAGGUGAAGCAGCCACUGAAGGUGGUGGUAGACCUAGUCCUCAAGGAAAAUAGGCUGAAUUUCGUAAGGACCUUCCUCAUUCAGUGGGUCAGUCAGAGGAGAGGUUUGGUGAGGCUGUGCUGUAGCAAGCUGCAGAUCUGGGCUAUGUCCACUCACAGCCACAGACAUGUCUUGGAGAUGUUGGAUCUGGACUCUGUCCAGGAACUGGGUCUGUACUACAUCAGUAAUCCUGUCUGCCUGCUUAACUUCGCCCCUUACCUGGGCCGAAUGAGGAACCUGCGCAGUCUAGUCCUCUCUCACCUCUGGCAGGCUUUCUCUAUGACCCCAGUGGAGAAGCAGCAGGUCAUCACCCAGUUCACCUCACAAUUCCUCAAGCUGAAAUGCCUCCAGAGCCUGUGUCUGGAUACUGUCAUCUUCCUGGAGGGCCACCUGGAUGAGCUGUUCUGGUGGCUGAAGACGCCCUUGGAGACCUUGUCAGUGAUUGACUGUAAUCUGUCAAAAUCAGACUGGAACCACAUAUCUGAGUUCUGGUGCACAAGUCAGCUAAAACACCUGAAUUUGAAAUGGGUCAAACUGACCCAUUUGAGCCCAGAGCCCCUUAGAGUUCUGUUGCUAAAAUGUGCAUCUACCCUGAUGACCCUGGAGAUGGAAGGCUGUCAAAUAACGGACUUCCAAUUCCUUGCCAUCCUGCCUGCCCUGAUAAGUAGUGCUCAGCUCACCCAGUUUAACUUACAAGGAACCCAGCUCUUUGUGUUUUUGAGAGAGUUGGUGUAUAACGCUGUCAAUCUAGGAUCCCAGCAGUCAAAGAUAUGCUUUGUGCCAAGCAGUGAUCAUCACAGUGACCUGAAUUUUGAGGUUGUUUCUCAGCCUCAUGUUGAGUUUGUAGAGGUGCAGAGGACUAUUGGGUGA
Messenger RNA from Psammomys obesus (fat sand rat), 1317 nucleotides. RefSeq names its product preferentially expressed antigen in melanoma-like protein 1. The record is from RefSeq and is a predicted model, not a curated record. Gene Ontology annotation, cellular component: cytoplasm. Gene Ontology annotation, biological process: negative regulation of cell differentiation; positive regulation of cell population proliferation; negative regulation of DNA-templated transcription. Lineage: Eukaryota; Metazoa; Chordata; Mammalia; Rodentia; Muridae.